AUGGGUAGCGCAUGCAAGAGACACCGUUCUGAUGAACAAGAGCACGACUUGGCCGUUAGCGACAGACCAGGGAAGCGACAGGCAAGCGAGCGUGCUAUGCAAGCGGAGCAUCACGGAACCGGCAUUCAACUUGUAGGCUCGGGAAACAUCACCAUCAGAGGAGACGCAAAUUUUGGAGCAAGACAUAAUCAGUGCCUCGCAGACUUAAGAUCCACCGAUCCCCGCCACGACAAAACGCGCAUCCAAGAUGCAAAGGGUGGCCUGCUGGAAGACUCGUACCGCUGGAUCCUCGAACAUGCCUAUUUCAUUCAAUGGCGUGACGACCCACUAAGCCGCUUGCUCUGGAUCAAGGGUGAUCCUGGUAAGGGGAAGACAAUGCUGCUCUGUGGUAUCAUUGAAGAGUUGGAUAAGAAGCUAAAGUCGAACACUGAAGGUGGGAAUCUAUCCUUCUUCUUCUGCCAGGCUACCGACUCGCGGAUUAAUAAUGCCACCGCCGUACUACGAGGCCUUGUCUUUCUGCUUGUCGAACAGCAGCCGUCUCUCAUCUCCCAUAUAAGGAAGAUGUACGAUCACGCGGGCAAACAGCUGUUUGAGGAUGCAAACGCAUGGGUAGCCCUAUCCGAGAUUCUUUCCGACAUCCUGCAAAACCCGGCGCUACAGAGCACCUAUCUCAUCAUUGACGCGGUCGAUGAAUGUGAGACGGGUUUGCUGCAGCUUCUCAAGUUUAUCAUCCAAAAGUCCUCCGUAUCUUCCCAAGUGAAGUGGAUCGUUUCUAGUCGCAACUGGUUACAGAUCGAGGAGCAAUUCAAUACGGCUAAACAGAGAGUUCGACUAUCACUGGAGUUGAAUGCCGAGUCUGUGGCUACUGCUGUUGAUAUAUACAACAACUACAAGGUGGAUCGUCUGGCAUCAAUGAAGAACUACAAAGAUGCAACAACACGCGCUAUUCGAGAUCACCUGUCCUCAAAUGCGAAUAAUACGUUCCUUUGGGUAGCCUUAGUCUGUGAAGAGCUGGAAAAACUUAUGUCAUUUGAAACGCAUAAAGCCCUAAGAACAUAUUUACCAGGUCUGGAUACACUUUACGAACGAAUGCUACAACAAAUCCAUUCUUCAAGCAGUGCAGAUCUCUACAAGCGGGUUCUGGCUGUCGUAUCGGUCGUAUAUCGCCCUGUAACCUUGCAGGAACUGGUUUCCCUCGACGAAUCACUACAAGGUUUCUCAGAGAAUCUCCCGGAAUUUGAAAAAGUUAUUACAAGCUGUGGCUGUCUCUUGAAUGUUCGAGAGGAAACAGUUCACUUUGUCCAUCAGUCUGCGAAGGACUUCUUACUCAAGAAGUCGGACGAUCAACUUUUCCCACUUGGAUUAAAGCACGAGCACCGCGCCGUCUUCUUGAGAUCACUCCAGAUACUGUCCAGCACACUCCACCGGGAUUUGUACAGCUUGCAGCAUCCAGGAUGCCUUAUCGAGCAGAUUCAGCCGCCCAUACCAGAUCCAUUAGCCACCGUCCGCUAUUCUUGCAUUUACUGGGCUGACCAUCUACGACAUAGACGGAAUGCAAUGCGAUAG
Molecule: messenger RNA, 1566 nt
Organism: Pseudomassariella vexata
Lineage: Eukaryota; Fungi; Ascomycota; Sordariomycetes; Amphisphaeriales; Pseudomassariaceae
Product: NACHT domain-containing protein
Exons: 2
Coding region: 1-1566 (521 amino acids)
Source: RefSeq, a predicted model, not a curated record